AUGGAAUGCAAGAACGCCAAAGAAAUGUGGACCACUCUUCAAACACACCAUGAAGGAACCAGCCACAUAAAAGAAACAAGGAUUGACAUAGGAGUAAGAAAGUUUGAACUGUUUGAAAUGAGUAAUAGUGAAACUAUAGAUCAAAUGUAUGGAAGGUUUACAGUCAUCAUAAAUGAGCUAAAUUCUCUUGGCAAAAAGUAUACCACACAUGAGAGAAUAAGAAAGCUACUAAGAUGUCUACCAGAAGAAUGGAGACACAUAGUAACUGCAAUAACUGUAGCAAAAGAUCUCAAAACAAUGGAUCUAGAAGAUUUCAUUGGAUCUUUAAAAGCUCAUGAAGCAAUACUUCAAGAAAAGAAACCAGCAAAUAACAAAAUGAUUGCUCUAGAAUCACAAGUAAAAGAGAACCUUAAAAGAGAAAUGACAUGUGAUGAAGAGAAUCCCCUUCAACAAGAUGAUGAGGAAGAAAUGGCUUUUCUCUCAAGAAGAAUCCAAAGGCUGAUGAUGAGAAGAAAUCAAAUCAAAAAUUCAUUUCCACCAAGAAGAAAUGAAACUGAUUUAAGCCAAGUAAAGUGUUACGGAUGCAAUCAAACUGGACAUUACAAAAAUGAAUGUCCAAAGCUGAAGCAAAGAAAACCUCCCUACAACAAAUCCAUGAUGGCUACAUGGGACGAUCUAGAAGAAUUACCAGAAGAAGAAGAAGCAAAUGUCUGCCUAAUGACCAGAACCAACUUUGAUGAGGUAAAUCUUGAACCUUGUUCAUCAUGCAUGAAAACUGAACAACUAUUUGAUAAUCUCUUGUAUGAUUCACAAAUUACUGCUCAAAAGUAUGAUCAACUUAAAAAUGAACUCACUGAAAUUAUUAAAGAAAGAGAUGAGUAUAAAUUUGAACUUACUAAAGUCAUCAAAGAAAAAGAUGAGUAUGAAACUAAAAAUAAAACCUUAAAAGACACUUUAAAAAGAGUUCAAAAUGAUCUAGAUAAAGUAGCUAAGUUAAGUAAAGAAGAAAUUAUUGUUCAACAAGAAAACUUAGGACUAAAACAGAAUAUUUCACUUUUAGAAAAAGACAUAGCCAAAUAUGUAAAAGCAACUGAAACCUUUGAAAACAUCCUAGGUGUUCAACAAAGAGUAAUUGAUAAAAAUGGAAUAGGCUUCAAAACUCAUCAAACAAUUUAUGAUAAAGUUUUCUUACCUAAAAAAGAUCAAAAAGUAAAAAAACUGUUUUGUUCCUUCUGUCAUAAACAUGGACAUAUAAGAUACUUCUGUUUUAAGAAAAGAUCAAAAAAUUCUGUGAGAGAUCAUUCUCCAGAUAAUCUCCAAAACUGGUCUCAAAGGAAUGCAUACACAAAACCAUCUCAUAAGAGAAUACAUUUUAAAAACACUAACCAACAAGGACCCAAAUCCAUAUGGGUACCAAAAGUCUUACUAAACUCAAAUACAGGAAUGUAUGCUAGCAGUCAAGAAAAAGCCAUGGUACUUGGACAGUGGCUGCUCGAGGCACAUGACUGGAGACAGACACAGCUUCCUUUCCCUUGA
Messenger RNA from Trifolium pratense (red clover), 1536 nucleotides. RefSeq lists its product as uncharacterized. Gene Ontology annotation, molecular function: zinc ion binding; nucleic acid binding. The coding region runs from base 1 to 1536 and encodes 511 amino acids. Lineage: Eukaryota; Viridiplantae; Streptophyta; Magnoliopsida; Fabales; Fabaceae. The transcript has a single exon. The record is from RefSeq and is a predicted model, not a curated record.